AUGUUUCCCAAUAUGAUUCAAAUCAAGACAGCUGCUCUGGUUAUGCUUUUUGCUGGCCAAGCGCUUUCCGGACCCGUUGAAUCCCGACAAGCCUCUGUGAGCAUUGAUGCCAAGUUCAAGGCCCACGGGAAGAAAUAUCUGGGAAACAUUGGUGAUCAGUACAGAUUGAACGAGAAUGCAAAGACCCCGGCAAUCAUCAAGGCCGACUUCGGCCAACUGACUCCGGAGAACAGCAUGAAGUGGGAUGCUACUGAGCCACGCCAAGGGCAGUUCUCCUUCACAGGGUCUGACUAUCUGGUCAACUUUGCCCAGUCAAACAAGAAGCUGAUCCGAGGUCACACUCUCGUGUGGCACUCCCAGCUCCCAUCUUGGGUCUCUUCUAUCUCAGACAAAACAACCCUGACCAACGUUAUGAAGAAGCAUAUUACUACGGUGAUGAACCGCUACAAGGGCAAAAUCUACGCCUGGGACGUUGUAAACGAAAUUUUCAACGAGGAUGGUUCCCUUCGUAACAGUGUCUUCUACAAUGUCCUCGGCGAAGACUUUGUGCGGAUCGCUUUCGAAACAGCUCGUGCCACAGACCCAAAUGCAAAGCUCUAUAUCAACGACUACAACCUGGAUUCUGCCUCUUAUCCUAAACUGAGGGGCAUGGUUAGCCAUGUCAAGAAAUGGAUUGAUGCCGGUAUCCCAAUCGACGGAAUCGCUCUGAACGCUCUAGCCAGUGCAGGAACGAAGGAGGUCGCCAUCACUGAGCUUGAUAUUGCUGGCGCCAGCUCUACCGACUAUGUGAAUGUUGUCAAAGCUUGCCUAAACCAGCCAAAGUGUGUCGGGAUCACCGUGUGGGGAGUUGCUGACCCGGAUUCGUGGCGCUCCAGUUCGAGCCCAUUGCUUUUCGACGGGAACUAUAACCCCAAGUAUGCAUACAACGCCAUCGCAAAUGCCCUCUAG
Molecule: messenger RNA, 948 nt
Organism: Penicillium hordei
Lineage: Eukaryota; Fungi; Ascomycota; Eurotiomycetes; Eurotiales; Aspergillaceae
Product: endo-1,4-beta-xylanase
Exons: 9
Coding region: 1-948 (315 amino acids)
Biological process (GO): carbohydrate metabolic process
Molecular function (GO): hydrolase activity, hydrolyzing O-glycosyl compounds
Source: RefSeq, a predicted model, not a curated record